AGUAAGUGAUCAAUGGAACAUCGGACUUCGCGCUCGCGCCGUCGUAGCCUGACAUUGAUAUACAUAUAGCUCUUUCUUUGCUUCGGAUAUUUAUUCUUACAUCAAUAAAAAAUUAUUUAAUUUGCAAUAUUGACUGGACAAACAAUUGUUCAAAAUCAGAUUCAUAAUGAUUUCCCAACCAAUUGUGGUACCUGGAGGUGAACAUCGAUCACAAUCAGAAACUCAUUCUAUGUCUGUUGGAAAUACUUCUGAGUCUUUUAAAACUAUGACACCACCAAAUGUAAGCAGAUCAUUAAGUAAUCGUAUUAAUGACAGUGGAUAUGGUACAUUACCAAGUAAGCUAGAACCAGUGGAUCAACAACUUCGACGAAGCAGUGUUCAAGUUCAAUCUGCAACAUUACCUAAACUUCCAUCAACAGAGUCCCUAUCAACAAGUGUAAAUUUUACAACUGCUGCACCUCCACUUUCUCCAGGAUUAUCUACAUCAAUGGGAGAAGCAAAUCAAAAAACAGAUAAUGUUUCUGAUAAGUCUUUUGAUUCUUGUAAGUUAACAAGGAAAGAAUCAUAUAAAGCUCAAAGAAAGAAUUAUCGAAUGGAAAAAAAGAGAUUUGCUGAUGAACUUCUAAGUUCUUUUAAAGAUCCAACUGUUAUUGUGAUGAGUGAUUGGCUCAAAGUUCGUGGUACAUUAAAAAGUUGGACAAAACUGUGGUGUAUUCUGAAGCCUGGUUUGCUACUGCUAUAUAAAAGCCCAAAAGCAAAAAGCAAUCAUUGGGUAGGAACGGUUUUACUUAAUACAUGUCAAGUGAUAGAACGUCCAAGUAAAAAAGAUGGAUUUUGUUUUAAAUUGUUUCAUCCUUUGGAACAAUCAAUAUGGGCUCCAAGAGGUCCAGAAAAAGAAGCUAUUGGUGCUGUUGUACAACCUUUGCCAACAUCUUACUUAAUAUUUAGAGCACCUUCUCAAGCAGCUGGUAAAUGUUGGUUGGAUGCACUUGAAUUAUCUUUACGUUGUUCUUCUUUAAUAGUACGUUCAACAAGUGCAUUGCCACGUACUUUACCACAUGAUACUACAACAACUCAUGAAACUCAAUGGAGUGAAGCAGAUUAUGAAAAACAUUUUGAUGAACAUGAUUUGGACGAUAUUAGCCAACCGGAAAAUGGAGUAACAGCUGAUGCAGAGAUUAGCGCUUCGGAUAGUGAAUCUGAAGGAUCCGCCAAGGAAGAUCAACAAGAAGUAAUUAAUGAAACUCCAUAUGCUGCAAAUGAACAAGAAGUUCUUGGAGCGGCUGGAGAGGUAGUUACAGAAUUACAAGAAGAACAAAAAUCUUUAAUAUGGUUCUUAAUGAAACAAGUUCGACCAGGCAUGGAUUUAUCAAAAGUCGUCUUACCGACUUUUAUUUUAGAACCUCGCUCGUUUUUAGAAAAAUUGGCUGAUUCUUAUUACCAUGCAGAUUUAUUGUCUCAAGCAGUAGUAGAAGAUGAUGCAUUUACACGUAUGAAAGGUGUUGUUAAAUGGUAUUUAUCUGGAUUUUAUAAAAAACCUCAAGGUUUAAAGAAACCUUAUAAUCCGCUUUUGGGUGAAACUUUUCGCUGCUAUUGGCAGCAUCCUAAUGGUUCAAGAACUUUCUAUAUAGCUGAACAGCUUUCUCAUCAUCCACCUAUAUCAGGAUUUUAUGUUACUAAUCGACAAGAUGGAUUUACUAUUAGUGCUACAAUUAUUGCAAAAUCUAAAUUUUACGGAAAUUCAACAUCAGCAGUCCUAGAUGGUGUUGCCAUAUUAACAAUGUUACCUAGGGGAGAAGAUUAUACAAUGACAAUACCUUAUGCUCAUUGCAAAGGAAUUCUUAUGGGUACAUUAUCAAUGGAAUUAGGUGGAAAAAUUCAUAUAAAUUGCGAGAAAACAGGUUAUCAUACUGAAUUGGAAUUUAAACUUAAGCCAUUUCUUGGGGGUGCAGAACAAAUGAAUCAAGUUACAGGAGGAAUACGUUUAGGCAAAGAAACUCUUGCUACUAUAUCAGGCUAUUGGGAUGGUCAAAUAUUAAUUACUGAUAAAAGAACAGGACAAGAAAAUGUAUUCUUUAAUCCCACUCCAGAAGUACGUAAAAGAAGAUUAAAAAAAUAUACUGUACCUUUGGAACAUCAAGGUCUGUGGGAAAGUGAAAAAUUAUGGUAUGAUGUUACGCAAGCAAUCAAUCGAGACGAUCAAAUUGCUGCCACUGAAGCAAAAACUCAAUUAGAAGAAGCUCAGAGAGAGCGUGCUAAAGAACGAAAACUUAAAGGACAGGAAUGGGUUCCUAAACACUUUGUUCAGGAUAUUAUAACUGGUAAUUGGGUUUAUCGACAUGCAGAUGUUCGACCAUGGGAUCCUAGAAAUGAUGUUGUACAAUAUGAACAAGAUUAUAUAGUACGUACAAAAACUAGACACAAAACACCGAUUAUGCGUACUGGUAGUAUCGUUUCUACUGAACCACAAACACAGGUUCCACUUCUUCAAGCUGAAUCACGUUCAUCACUUUCUGUAUUAAAAUCUUCUAAAAGACAAUUGUCUAAUAAUUUAGCAGAAACUGCUCAUGAUUCUGGAAGUUCCUCUGCAGAGGUACAUUCAGAUUCUAGUCAAUCAAUAGGUAAAAGGAAACGUUCUGCUGCAAGGAUUAUAGAUGUUAUUAAAGAAUUAGAACGACAAAUGUUAGAAUAUGGUGAUAAAUUAAAUCGUAUACAACAUAUAUUAGAGCAACUUGCUAUAAGACAAAGAGAACAGGGUGAUCAAUAUCAUAGUAUAAAUAUGUUGAAAAGCUUCAUAGAUACAAUUCUUGUUAUUGUAAUAGUUUUUUCUGUACAAUACUUUGUAAAAAUAUGGACCGACGAAUCUAGUGGAGGUUGAAAAUACGUUAAUAAGAUCGUAGUAUAAAUUGUAUAUAUUAUUUAUCUUAUCUCAAUUCGAAUUAUCAGCUUUUGUGUAAAAAAAAA
This is a messenger RNA of Apis mellifera (honey bee), 2964 nucleotides long. RefSeq names its product oxysterol-binding protein-related protein 8 (gene Orp8). Gene Ontology annotation, molecular function: cholesterol binding. The record is from RefSeq and is a predicted model, not a curated record. The transcript has 19 exons. Bases 167 to 2878 code for a protein of 903 amino acids. Gene Ontology annotation, cellular component: intracellular membrane-bounded organelle; cytosol; membrane. Lineage: Eukaryota; Metazoa; Arthropoda; Insecta; Hymenoptera; Apidae.